AUGUUACAAUUUUCAUACUUGCAAAUAUUGUUAUUUGCUUUUGCUGUUGGAGUUACCACUUUUCAAAUUUGUCCUAAUUUUGAAAGUUUUAACCAAUCUCAAGUUUUGCAUUCACCAAUCGAAAAUGUUUGUAAUAGUAUUAAGAACAAAAAUUUUAGUUUAUCUUUAAUUCAAUAUAUCAAAACAGACAUUCAAACUGCAUCCUGUACAUACAGCUCAAAUAUUACAGCUUAUGUAAACUUAGAUUAUUUGAUUGAUAAUGAAGACUUAACUAUCUUUAAUAGAAAAGAUAAAAAAGUAUAUCCACCUCGUUUACCAUGCCUUCCAAGUUUUGCUCAAUAUCUUACCGAUGGAUUGUAUUAUAUAACAAUUAAUUCAUUAGAAUAUGAAAGUGGUAUUAUUUUACAACAAGAUUAUACUACUUCUGUAUGUUUAAAAUUGAUGAAAGAAUCAGUAAUUAAUACUUUUGGAAUUGUUACACAAGAGGAGGGAACCAAGUUUAUUCGUCGUAUUCUUGGUGACAACACAAUCACUGGAAUCAUUAAAAAAAAUAUUAUUCAUUACGUUAACUGUGAUAAAGCUGAUUCAUUCAAUUUUCUUAACUACGGAUAUCAAAUAGGAUGUUAUAAUAUAUCUAAAAUUUAUGAGAAAGAAAAUUUGGUAUGGUAUACUUAUAAUGAAAUAGAUAUGAUUGAUGGUGAUUAUGGUGAACUAAAAGGAUGUUUAGAAUCAUGGAAGUGUUCAAUGUUUAAAUUGACCAUAAGUAUAUAUAAUAUUUAUUUGAUUUUAAUUUGUGCCAUUGUUUUUGUUUUUUUUGUAUGGAUCAUCCAAAAAAAUGAUGGAUUUAUUACAAAAGGCAAAAAUAUAAGAUUUUAUUGA
This is a messenger RNA of Strongyloides ratti, 879 nucleotides long. RefSeq lists its product as hypothetical. The record is from RefSeq and is a predicted model, not a curated record. The transcript has a single exon. NCBI's taxonomy places the organism in Eukaryota, Metazoa, Nematoda, Chromadorea, Rhabditida, Strongyloididae. Bases 1 to 879 code for a protein of 292 amino acids.